Molecule: messenger RNA, 1082 nt
Organism: Maylandia zebra (zebra mbuna)
Lineage: Eukaryota; Metazoa; Chordata; Actinopteri; Cichliformes; Cichlidae
Gene: rsph9
Product: radial spoke head component 9
Biological process (GO): axoneme assembly; cilium movement involved in cell motility; motile cilium assembly
Cellular component (GO): axoneme
Source: RefSeq, a predicted model, not a curated record
GCGUAACCAUGGCAACUGUGUUUGUUGCCAUUAGAGUGCAAAGACACGACCUGUAGGGCUUUUUAGCUGUUAUUUUAGCUAACAAAUAGUCGGAAAAAACACGUUAAUUUAAUUGAAAACGACUUUGUAAAAGCUUGUAGCUGUUACAUAAUGGACUCAAAUUCGUUGUAUUAUUCUUUGGAGCUCGUUGCUGGUAGUGGACAUAUUUUAACCCUCGAGCAAAGAACCGCCCUGGAGUCUUCCUUAGUGCUCCUGAAGAAAAACUACAAGUUCAGUCGAGUGUUGUUUUGGGGUAAAAUAUUAGGAAUUAAUGGGGUUUAUUUUAUUGCUCAGGGGAGAGGAGAAGAUGAGAUGAAAGACAAAAAGAACCUGUAUAGCUUGAACUGCAUGGACUGGUUCCUACUUCCCCCUGCCUCAGACUCUAUGAUAGAGGAAGUGUCCAAAGCUACAAAGGGUCGCUUCAUGGGAGACCCGUCAUUUGUGUAUGAACAUCAAGAGAUCCACAGGCAAGGAAAGGGAAAUGAGCCUGUAAAUGAGAAGGCAGUGAUAACAGUAACUGAGGAAAAAAGACUGGCAGUGUCCGUUCAUCAGAUCGAUGCAGAAGUGUCUGUGGUGCCUCGUGGCGCCUUCAUCAAGAGUCCACGUGGUCUUGUCCAGCUCAACCGCAGCUUCUGUGGUCUGUCUGAGGCAGAAGCAAGGAAGCUUGACAAUUUCCUUCACUUCAGACAAUCAAAAAAUAAGAAGAAAUCUGCCCUGGACAUGGGUGAUUGGAACCCAGCAAUGGACUAUCUGGAUGCACUCAGUGAUGACAUUCCGAAAGGAUCUUGGAGUCUUCAGUUUGAGUUCGCAAGAAAAGUGUGCGUGCUUCGCAGUCUGCUGUGGUUCGGCCUGACCUUCUACCACGUGCCAAUGACACCACAGCAUGGAUACAUCUAUAUAGGUGACGGGACCAAGAAUUUGGACCUUCCUUUCAUGCUAUAAAAGCUUUUUUUCAAGCUGCAUACUCUCAGUAAUUCACAAAACCAAAAUCUGCUAAGAUCUUGUUGUAUUAUAAAACAAAUAAAACUAGGUUGGUACAGUCA